UGUGAAAUGCAUGAAGCACAACUGGAAGUUGAACGUGUCAACGAUGAAAUAUUUGAACCCACCUGACAGUUUCUUGCAGGACGAGCUUGAAGUAGAGAUUUUGGAUGAUGGGGGGCUUCAGUUGGUUGAGUUGAGCCCCGACGACCCCUGGCUGGCGGACCCUCGAGAGCCCGAGGAGCUCCAGGAAGGAGAAGUGAAGGUGACGUACAUCACCCACGCCUGCAUGGAGCUGCAGUUUGGGGAGACUCGCUUCAUGUUCGAUCCGUGGUUAAAGGGUCCUGCUUUUGCCCGAGGAUGGUGGCUCCUCCACGAGCCUCCAGCAGACGCCAUGGACAGACUGUGCUCUGCAGAUCUCAUCUACAUCAGCCACAUGCACUCCGACCACCUCAGUUACCCAACAUUGAAAGACUUGGCAAAGAGGAGGCCAGAUGUACCCAUUUAUGUUGGGGACACGUCGAGACCUGUCUUCUGGUAUUUGGAGCAAAGCCAAGUCCCACUGACCAACAUCAAUGUUGUUCCUUUUGGAGUCUGGCAAAAUGUGAACGAACACCUAAGAUUCAUGAUCCUGAUGGACGGUGUGCACCCCGAACUUGACACCUGCCUCAUUGUUGAAUAUAAAGGUCACAUGAUCCUGAACACUGUGGACUGCACCAGGCCAAAUAAAGGCAAGUUACCCAACAAUGUGGACUUAAUGAUGAGUGACUUUGCUGGAGGAGCAUCUGGAUUCCCCAUGACCUUCUUUGGGGGGAAAUACACAGAUUCCUGGAAGGAAACUUUUAUCAAAAACGAAAGGGUGAAGCUGCUGAAUUACAAAUCUGCGCUGGUGAAGUCCCUGGAGCCCAAGAUCUACUGCCCGUUCGCUGGCUAUUUCGUGGAAGCUCAUCCAUCAGACAGAACCAUUAGGGAAACAAACAUCAAGAACAGUGCAGAGAACCUCAACGCGCUGAUCAAUAAAGUUGCACCAGACAUCAAAACAUGGACGCCCAAACCAGGCAGUGUGCUGGACCUCGGCCUCGCUCUGAGAGACCCCACUAACAGAGCGGCCAUCACUGAUCCCCCGGCUAAUGCACAAAUCUACAAGGACAAAUGGGAUUUCGACUUGUACUUGAAUGAACUAAACGGCGCCAUCGGCUCUGAGAUAUUCAAACAUAAAAGCUGGAUCCAAUUCUAUUACUCCUGGGCAGGCUUUAAAAACUACAACCUUGUCAUGCGGGUGAUCGAGACAAAGGACAACUUUGAACCCCAUGCUGGUGGCUACGACUACUUGGUGGACUUUUUGGAUCUGUCCUUUCCCACCGCCAGGCCUGGCAGAGAGCACUUCUACAUUGAGAUCAAAAACCGGAUCAGCGUGAUGAGAUCUGCAGUGCUGCACGGCCGUCUAUGGGAUGAUCUGUACAUCGGCUUCCAGAACCACAUAAGCCGAGACCCGGAUAUCUACCAUCACAAGUUCUGGAACCACUUCCAGACAGAGCUACCAGUUUCCGCGCCAGACUGGGACGAGUUCCUGCAGCAGGCAGAGAUGGGUUCGUCCUGUGAAUUGAUGUGAAUAUGACUUAUUGUUGUGGUCUGGUAUGACCAGUUGCUUAUGGUAACUAAUGAUCGAAAGCUUUAGCAGGGCUUGUAUCCGAGAUAGUCAAUUUGCCUUACUGAAGGACAUUUCUUUCGUUCAGUAAGGCAAAUUGAACGAAAUUGGCAUUUUUGCAUACUUAAUUUUAGCAGGUGAUAGAUAAACAUUUAACUUAAAUAAAAGUUGAUUAGUGACGUAAACUUAGUGUACUUCGUCUGGAGACACUUUUACUUCUCCCCAAAAUGAUGUUUCUCUCACUGUAGCUUCAAAGCAUGAAGAGAAUACUGGGAAAUGGAGUACAUUCAUUAUGUGGUGACACUGGAACCUAGAAGGUCUGGAUUACAAUAAUGCAAUAAUAAUUCAUAAUUAUUAUUAGUUCAGACCCUGUUCCUCUUGUGUGUGUUUCCCUUUCUACUGCCUUUCAAAUACAACACACUCUUU
Molecule: messenger RNA, 2008 nt
Organism: Gymnodraco acuticeps
Lineage: Eukaryota; Metazoa; Chordata; Actinopteri; Perciformes; Bathydraconidae
Product: cytidine monophosphate-N-acetylneuraminic acid hydroxylase-like
Exons: 13
Coding region: 11-1546 (511 amino acids)
Source: RefSeq, a predicted model, not a curated record